CUCUUUCUUCCCUGUUUGCAUGCCAUUUUCUACUCAUCCAGUUUCUGGACAAACUUUAUUACAUGAAGAAUCCACUUCAUAAAGGGGGAACAGCCCAUUUGAUUUCUUCACAGUUAUCACUUUCAUUUUCUUCUCUUUAUCCAAUUCACAUAUUUCAUCUCAUUCAUCAAAAUCUUCUUCGGAGAAUUCUCCACUCAAUAUUAAUUAACAUUCAUGUGUCAGAUUACAUACAAGGUUUAAAGCAAAAACUGGAAGAAUUGAACCAGUUAACAGUGGCAACGGCACGAAAAAUCGUUGACUAUGAUCCAAUGCCUAAGCUUGAAGUUGAAACACAAGAAGAGGGUUUUGUGAUCAAGGUGCUGAGUGAAAGCAGUUGCCAGGGGUUGCUGGUGUUUAUAUUGGAAGCCUUUGAAGAGCUGGGGCUUGAUGUGCUCCAAGCUAGGGUUUCUUGUGCGCACAGCUUCAGUAUAGAAGCUCUCGGAAACAAAGAGAACAAUGAAGAUACUCGCCCAUUGGAUGCACAACUAGUUGAGCAAGUAGUGUCUCAAGCUAUUCAAAACUGGAGGGAAGUUUCACAGAUAUAAUGAUUCAUGCCCCAGCACCUAUUGUCAUAAUUAGAAAUUAAUAUUAUGCUUGCUUGAUCAGUUUCCUGCUUCUUGUAACAAUGUUUACUCCUUUAAAUAGAACGAGAAGUUGGCCUUUCUGAUGAAUAUAUUGAAUAUUAAUUAUAAGAUAAUGCUCAAACUUUCUCCACAUAAA
Glycine soja is the source of this 759-nucleotide messenger RNA. RefSeq lists its product as uncharacterized. The transcript is spliced from 4 exons. Gene Ontology annotation, cellular component: nucleus. The coding region runs from base 63 to 584 and encodes 173 amino acids. Gene Ontology annotation, biological process: regulation of DNA-templated transcription. Gene Ontology annotation, molecular function: DNA-binding transcription factor activity; sequence-specific DNA binding. Lineage: Eukaryota; Viridiplantae; Streptophyta; Magnoliopsida; Fabales; Fabaceae. The record is from RefSeq and is a predicted model, not a curated record.